This is a messenger RNA of Fusarium pseudograminearum CS3096, 1197 nucleotides long. RefSeq lists its product as uncharacterized. NCBI's taxonomy places the organism in Eukaryota, Fungi, Ascomycota, Sordariomycetes, Hypocreales, Nectriaceae. The coding region runs from base 1 to 1197 and encodes 398 amino acids. The record is from RefSeq and is a predicted model, not a curated record. The transcript has a single exon.
AUGACCAAGUUCAAGCGUCAGGCGCAAUCGCAGCCAAAGCAUGGGCACCCGCCGGCGAGUGGUGCAUCCAAGGCACCGGUUGCACCACCAGUCCGUCGCCCGGGAUGGACUGGACCAAGCUAUAUACGGAAACCCGUCAAAAAGACGCCUGUAGCAGUCAAAGAGAAUAGUUCGAUAGAGCAGAUACAGAAUCUAUCUGUGAAGCAUCAACAACUCAUUCUUGACACAAUCAGAACUGCAUUCCCUGCUGUCGACGAGUUCAGCUCAUUGAGACCAGUGUUACAUGCCGUCAGGGAAGCACUCGGGCAGCAGGACUACGCCAAGGCAUUCGGGACUGAUGAGUUCUUGGAGGCAUACACAAUCCGAUGGAGUCCCAGUAGAGCUCUGACAGUUGCAAAUGUGCUGGCUUGGAUGUGCAGUGAGAUGGGUGAUGCUGCAUGGGUUCAGCAGUUCCUCCAUGAUGAUGGGAGGAAGCCAUCCAAGGUCGUAUGCAUUGGGCGAGGAGGAUCUGACUUGUUGGCAUGUGUGGCAUUACUCAAGCACGCUCGUCAAGACAAACUCGAUCGAGUUCCCUACAACGACGGUGCCAUGCUUGAUCUCAACCUCGUUGAUAGACACGAUUGGUCAGGGAUUGUCACAAAACUACAACACACUCUCACACACGCUCCUCCUCUUUCUAAAUAUGCAACCGCCAAGGCACACGCUUCCAACAUCCCUGCUAUCCCAUCCCAAGUCUUGAACCUAGCAGUCAACCAGCUCGACGUCCUCGAAAGCGGAAGUACAGAUCUGGAUGCGAUGAUAGGACCCAACUCGACACUCAUCACUCUCUUCUUUACGCUUCACGAACUCUACUCAAUCUCAAUAUCGAAGACUACGGCGUUCCUACUGAGACUGACUAUGGCAGCACCGAAAGGAAGUCUGUUGCUUGUUGUAGAUAGCCCUGGGGUUGAUGUUGCACUGCCUGAUAGUAGCAACAAGGGACAGGAGAAGAGAUACCCAGUCGAGUGGCUACUUUACCAAGCCCUGCUACCACCCAAGAGCAGGCCUGAUGUAGAGGAGGAAGAGGAGAAACAGCCAACGUGGAAGAAACUUGUCGAAGGUAGUCAUGAAAAGGAGUACAAGUUGCCUACUGGGCUGAGAUUUCCAGGAAGUCUGGAGAAUACGAGGCUUCAAGUGCACCUCCUGGAGCGGUUAUGA